CGUCAGUACAUAUUACGUCGUUUUUGAUAGCAGUAACAACACCGUGCGCGUCAUGCUUCGGUACUGGCUAUUGGCGAUUGUGUGGGGUGUUGCAUCGAUUGCACUUGCCGAAGACAACGAUUUUGUGGACGUGUGCUUCGAGCACGAAGGAGAAAAACCUCCGCACUGUGAGUUUAUCGAUUUUGACGAUGUGUUUCAAACGUCCAGCACCGACAUCAAGUUCAACUGGAGCUUCAUCACGAAGCUAACGAUCAGCAACAAGAAGAUAAUCGGUGUACCGACGAAAAUGUUUGCCUCCCUGCCAAAUCUCGAGAGUUUCAUCGUUCUCAACAGCUUGUUCUACCGUGAAAUUGAUCCAAACAGUUUCGUCGACUGUAACAAGCUGAAUCACAUUGAAAUUACCGGCACAAACAUCACGCUGCUCGACUCGCACAUGUUUCCGAAAACGCCGAAGCUCCAGUACCUUCUGUUUCAUCACAACCGUAUCGCGGAGAUAAAGCACGAUGCGUUCGAGUUUCUGGGCGAGCUGGAGGAACUCAAUCUGUCGUACAACAACCUAACCCGAUUGCCGAGUGGAGUGUUUCACAUGCUUCGCAAGCUGAAAACGCUCGAUCUGAACCACAACCGGCUUCUGCUGCUCAGCUUUGACAGUUGGUUUCCACCGGACGGUGCCGUCGCGCUGCAGUAUCUCGAUGCGUCCUACAACCAGCUGGUAGAUAUGUCCUGGACCGAGAUUAACGUGCGCAAGGUAAACCUGAAGUACAACAAUCUUACCACCGUACAUGUCAAUGGAAACUGUAGUGAAUUUCAUGCGUCCCACAACGCGAUCGACACGGUAACCGUCGGACGCAACUGUAGUCUGGAGAAGCUCUAUCUGGCCCACAACCGUUUGCAGGACUUCGGUUGGUUGAUGCGCUGUGGCGAAACGCUCCGCUCGUUGGACAUUUCGCACAAUCUGCAGCAAAAGGGGAUUGCCGAAUUUGUGUUUCUUAAGCAAAUCAUCGCUCUCAACAUUGAGUGUACCAACAUCACCCUGUACUACAAAACGUUGCACGAUUUGCGGAAACUGCGCUUCCUGGACAUAUCGUACAACAAUUUGAAAAAGAUCGAUCUGGAAAAUCUUACCUCACAGCGACUGCUGGAGCGACUGAUGAUCAGUGGCAAUCCCAUCGCCAACAUCUCGAUUGGAUCAAUAAAGCGCAAUUUCCCCAACCUGAAAACGCUUGGCAUCUACGAUCUGCCCUGGAACUCUACCUCGCUAUCGAUCGCGAUCGAUGACCUGAAGAAGCAUGACAUUCAGCCCUACAUACGGAGUGACUAUCUGUUCGAUGAAUCGAAGUGCCCGCUAAAGGUGACACCAUCGUUCGGUAACGACACCGAGCACGAUCUGGGCGAUGACGAACGAUCGACGGAUACGCAUCAGCAUGCUAAUGCUGGUGAUAAGACGGCCGAGUAUGUUGUCAUUGCAUUGCUACUGUGUAUGGUGUUUGGUCUGCUGGGUAAAUUGUUUGUCGAUAGCCGAUACUUCACGGUGCUGUUUAAGGAACGCAUUCAACGGCGAACGUCUAUUUCUCACGAAAGCUUAGUUUCGUGUGAUUUGAAUGGCUAGCGGCA
This is a messenger RNA of Anopheles maculipalpis, 1614 nucleotides long. RefSeq names its product chaoptin-like. Gene Ontology annotation, molecular function: protein binding. The record is from RefSeq and is a predicted model, not a curated record. Lineage: Eukaryota; Metazoa; Arthropoda; Insecta; Diptera; Culicidae. Bases 53 to 1609 code for a protein of 518 amino acids. The transcript is spliced from 2 exons.